Cucurbitaria berberidis CBS 394.84 is the source of this 1071-nucleotide messenger RNA. RefSeq lists its product as uncharacterized. Lineage: Eukaryota; Fungi; Ascomycota; Dothideomycetes; Pleosporales; Cucurbitariaceae. The coding region runs from base 310 to 1071 and encodes 253 amino acids. The transcript has 2 exons. The record is from RefSeq and is a predicted model, not a curated record.
GACGGGUCCUCAUAAAGCUAGUAGCACUGUAUCUCCCGAGGUCAUUGCUCCACUGGGCAGUGGAUUCGACAACCUUAACAGUCGUUACCUUUUUCUAUGAUCGCAGCUGCUACACAAACAUGCCGUACUGUUCCAUCCUCCCUGCUGCUACGUACGCCGUUGCCCUCUGUAGGAAGCACCUUAUAGCACUACUGCCAGUAACAUAGUUCUAAAAACCCCCCGCACGACAUCUCUAAGCACCGCCCAUUGUUCCAUGAACGCAUCGAAACACAGACAGUAUCCAUUCGCUCUCAUCUCCGCAACAUAGUCAUGUUUGCAAAAAUCACCCUCUUCUUGCUGCUCUUCUCCACCCUACUAUUCGCGAAGACUCUUCCACCCUCCGAACGGAUUGACUCAUCCCGCAAACACACUAGCUGCCACAGUCAACACAGUCGCAUCAAUGCAAUGAUCACCUUCAACCGCAAAGACCUAUUCGAGUUUGACUUUGCCGUCAUCACCAAGUACCGAACAUUCUAUCCUGAUAUCCUCAGAUACGCUUUACAGGUCGAGGCCUGGCAAAUCUCCCGGCUCGGCAAGGACACUGAGUGUGGCUGGCACAAAGCACGUUCGAGCUCCCCCAACAACUCCAGCAUUACUUCGCAGUGGAAAGCGGUCGCGGACGAUCAUAUCCCGCCGGUAAAAGGUCAACUCCCCAGCAACGAGACCGUGGACUCGAUCAGCCGUAUACUAGAGCGUAACCAACCUGCUGGAGACGUGUAUGAGCUCAGCACCAUUAUUCUCGGCUACUCAUCUGGCUUCCUGGCGUUCCUCCUGCUGCUGGUUUUAGUCCAUCACUGCGCGAAGGACAGUGACCAGCCAAUGUUGGACACCACCAAAGACGUGGAGAAUGUUGAACUGAGUUCGAUCACAUCGCAAUGCAUCACCGAUUUCAUCUCGGCCCAUCGAGAGACUACACCCGCUGGAGUCCUAAAGGCCAUACAUACCAGCACUCAUGAGCGUUCCAUGUCGUCAAUGAACACCAUCCGUUCAGAGCCUCUACCGCUGUACUCUGUCGAUCAAGCCGACCGCUAA